UUGACCGAAAACUCGGUGUCGCCUGUUUCUCCCCGUGCAAGCACGCGGUGCAACUGAUGGCGCGUUGAUCUUGAAUAAUCUGUCACGGGCUCGCGCCUCGGGCCCUCAACAACCUCCGAGCUUACGCGGCAUGCGGCGUCUUGCCGCCACUCACCCCGACGCCCGCCCUGUGUGUCCGACAAUCAGGAGUCCCGGGGGAGUGCCCCCACCAAGGCCAGGCACCUGCCCCCCUCUCCUAUUUCUGAGCGGUUGCAAAGGGCUGCAGCCAAUCGAAUCGCGUGGCUCUCUCUUAGCGCAAGCUCCUGAGUGCGUGCCACCAUCUGUCCUCGUCUAGUAAGGAGCCACGGUGACCCGCGUACCCGAACCGGUCCCCCCCCUGCCUGCGACGCGAUAACCGGGCGCAGAUUCGUCGUUCGUUCCCGCCUCGUUCGGUGCACUUUUGGCCUGCGCUAUGUAUGGUAUGCAUCUGAUGCGCCGCAGCUCGGACGGGCUACCUGGAUUCAUGGAAGAAGCGCGAGCCCAAGGAUGAUGAUGAUGACACACCACCCCACACCACACUACCCUUCGGAUGCCGAUGCCACACGAAAAUUUUGGAAUUGCUGUCAAAAUCUCAGCUUUCCCGAUCGGGCGAUGCAGACUGGAGAAAUGAGAGCGUAUAAGUAUGACCCGGCCAGGUCCUCGCCUGCUCUCCGGCCGCGCUCGUCUCCUCCCACUCAAGGACCCUCCGCCCCUCCACGCACCGACCGCCCCACCUGUCCUUACCGCAAGAUGACUGUGCAGAACACUGUUGGGCCCAUGGUGCUGGGUGCGCUCUUCGCUUCGAUGUUGAGCGGAUUCGUGCACCUGACGGCGUUCUUCUACUACCGGACCUACCGCGAGGACCCCAUCCACUUCAAGGCGCUCGUCGGAAUCGUAUGGCUCUUGGAUACUCUGCACACCGCGUUCAUCUGGGAAGGGAUAUGGAACUACGUGAUACCUCAGAUCGGGAACGAGAAUCUCCGCCUGGACCACAUUCCCGGUGGUGUGCCGAUAUCUGUGCUUCUGACGGCGCUGGUCACCUUCUUCGUUCACAAUUUCUUCGCACACCGCAUCUAUCUUCUGAGCAAAAGGAACUGGAUGUUGGCGACACCCGUUGUCGUUCUUGCAGUCCUGCGACUCGCCUCCGCGUCCGUCUCGACUUGGGAAAUGUUCCACUAUCAGAGCUUCGAAGGGUUCAAGAUCCAUGCCAACUGGAUAUUCACGAUGGGUCUCUCGGUCUCGUCUGCGGUGGAUGUGUACAUCACAGGCGCUCUGUUUUAUCUGUUCCAGUCUAACCGUUCGGAAACCUCGCCCUUCAACCAUGUCAUCGACCAGCUGAUUCUGUACGCUUUCGAGGCGGGGAGCCUGACGACCAUUGGGACCAUCGUCACCAUGCUCUGUUGGGUGACCAUGUCGACCAACCUCAUUUUCCUCGGAAUUCACUUUGUCAUCGGCAAACUCUACGCCAACUCGCUCCUGAUUACUCUCAACACACGCGAGAACAUCCGCCGCGCGCGCGCAAACACGUCGUCCGGCGACCGGGAGCGGGGCCAGGUGCUGUUCCUCGAGUCCCGCACGAACGGCGGGCCGACCACGCCGCACCUGAGGACAACGACGAUACCUUACUUUGUGCGUCAUUCUCUCUCUCUUUCUCUCGGCAGCAUAAGCCGUUGCUUACGGGAAGGACUCGGACACAGACUCGGUCGAAGACCGGCCCCAACUCGCCCGCAGAAAUGCAGAUCAACGUCCAGACGAGUGUGCAAUUCGAUGGCGACGGGACGUCCUCCCUGGAUGCCAAGUAACCCAUUUAUUUUGUUUAUUGUUGUAUUUCUGCGGUACAUUAGACCAUCUAUUCUUCCUUUGGGGUACUUACAUUACAAUACAUACGGGGUGCGUGCGGGGAACAUCUGCUUGCUCUCGGGAGCAAUCGCGUUCAUGGAGUUGUAGAGCAGCAUUUGCAAUGCCAUAUAUGUAUGUACACGUGCCUCCCCGCCAGCGGAGUCAGUCUCCAGACAGUCUACUCAUCAGCUAUCAUUUGAAAAUCGGGC
Molecule: messenger RNA, 2066 nt
Organism: Mycena citricolor
Lineage: Eukaryota; Fungi; Basidiomycota; Agaricomycetes; Agaricales; Mycenaceae
Source: the annotation of a GenBank genome assembly